AUGGUCGGGCUUCUCUAUGAGCUCAGUCGUCACCCUGAGGAUCAAGCGAGAGUGUGUGAAGAGAUUGCCACAGCCAAAGCAGGGGCGUUCACGUCGGCAGAGGAUGAUCACCUCCCUCUAGCCGAACCUAUCAUUACCUCGGAUGGUAAAGCGUUUGCACAGGUUCCUAUUUCUAAGGGACAAAUCAUAUUCGCCUCCAUGUAUAUCUACAAUCGUCUUGCAUCAAUCUGGGACGAUUAUGCCGCCGAAUGGAAUCCUCGUCGGUUCCUUGAAGAUCGCGGAAUCAAGCAGGAAUCUCUUGGGGUUUAUGCGAAUCUGUAUGAUCUUUUCUGUCAUGGUAGUCCGCUAAUUCUACCCUUUGAUAGGAUGACUUUAAAUGCUGGUAUUCGUGGGUGCAUUAGGUGGCGAUUUGCCGUUAUGGAGUUGCAACCGGUAAUCACGGAACUUCUCAGUAACUUUGAGUUCAGCAUUCCGAAGGGCGCACCGGACUUACAGCAUGAUCCAGCGGGCGUCCUUUUACUCCCCAUCGUUCCAGGUAAAGCCCAGGAAGGGCCACAGAUUCCACUGCUUGUUACUCCUCCCAAAAAGUAA
Molecule: messenger RNA, 591 nt
Organism: Desarmillaria tabescens
Lineage: Eukaryota; Fungi; Basidiomycota; Agaricomycetes; Agaricales; Physalacriaceae
Product: cytochrome P450
Exons: 6
Coding region: 1-591 (196 amino acids)
Molecular function (GO): heme binding; iron ion binding; oxidoreductase activity, acting on paired donors, with incorporation or reduction of molecular oxygen
Source: RefSeq, a predicted model, not a curated record